ACUCAAUAUUAUGUUGUGGAUUAAGAAGAAAUCACAAUUGACAGACUAUUACCCCUUCAGUAGAAUGCCUGGUAUUCUGGAUUCUUUUGCAGAGUAUAUCAAUAAGAAUCCGAAUAAAAAGCGUAUCUCUGCUGAAGAAAAAUGGAAGAUGGUAGGGUGGCUCCGUGACCCCAGCGUCAAGCCUUCGAGUCAGAAGGACUACAGCAGACGCAACUACGCUCAGAAGACGUACAGAUGGGACGAAAAUCGUCGACUCCUCUUCGCCGUGGCCAAGAAUGGAAAGGAGAAUGAUAGGAUAGUCAUCACAGUGGAAGAGAUCCUCCAAGUAGUGGAGGCAGUGCACAUCACAGACCACGCAGGGUGGGAUGCAACAUGGAGCCGAGUCAGCAAAACAUACAGCGGAAUUGUUCGAUCAGACGUUAUCUGGCUCAUCACGAGAUGUGGUUUAUGCAAGGUAGACCCUCGCAAGAAAGCAAGAGGAAAUCAUGAGGCUCAAGCCUCAGCGUCUGCCUCAGCGUCUGCCUCUGCCUCUGCCUCUACCUCUGCCUCUGCUCCCGCUCUGCCACCCCUGAUAACACUUCCAGAAGCUGAACUCGGGUGCAAUCGCAAUGACGACGCCACGAUACAGAUUCAAACCCAACAGAAUGUCUUUGAGGGCAUCUCUAUGGAUGCCUAUCUCGACGUCUAUCUACCGGGCUUUCAAGAUAUGGCCCAGGAUGGCACCCUAGAUGCUUACCAGGAUGGCACUAUAGAUGCUUACCUGGAUGACAAUCAAGACGAGUACCUGGAUCUCUUUCCAGAUGCCUUCCAGGAUAGCUCUCUGGCUGUACAACAGGGUGGCUUUCCGUAUACAGAUCAGGGAGGAGUUCAGUCAAGCGAGUGGAUGGGACAGGAAGGGGAUAUGGGCAUCGAUCCCUCCCUACUCACGGUCGACCCGUCACUCUAUGCCAACUAUUCGCCUGGCGAGCCCUCGGGCACCAACAACUACACUUACAACAACGAAUCCGGUCAAUAGAUCGCGGAACACAACCCCACGGCCGCCACGAUGCAUAAACAUGGGUGACACAAGGGUUAGAAUGGUGCUGAGGAGGAGUUUAAUGAUAUUUUCUGUGUCAAGGGCGGGGUUUUCAGCUCUCAUGAGCUUCUGAUGGGUCAAUGCCCAUCCAAUUAUUGCAUGUAUAGCUGCUUUGGCGUGGAAUAUAAGAAAACCCGUGGGCCUGUUUCCCUUUUUUUUCCAGGAUGUUAGCUUAACUAGGAUGUCAGAUUGUUACUCAAUUGGAUUUUUUGUUUCAUGGU
Trichoderma virens Gv29-8 is the source of this 1296-nucleotide messenger RNA. RefSeq lists its product as uncharacterized. The coding region runs from base 11 to 1015 and encodes 334 amino acids. Lineage: Eukaryota; Fungi; Ascomycota; Sordariomycetes; Hypocreales; Hypocreaceae. The record is from RefSeq and is a predicted model, not a curated record. The transcript has a single exon.